AUGUGUCAAGCCGACGUGAAUACCGGUAUGAUAACCUUCAGUAAUGAUACUACAACAAUAAAACCAAAUCGAAGCGAUGAAAAUCCAUCGUAUAUUCAAACAUCGUCUCUUCAUGAUGAUGAACUUGGUCUUGCUAUUGGUGGUGGAGUCAUCUUUCUUCUUGUCUUGUGUCUUCUAUUCUAUAAUCUUCAACGACGUAAACAACGAUCAAUACCGGUGAUACCGUCCGAACAAGUAACAGUACCGGUUCCACCAUCGUCGGUAUUGUACGCACCAGAGAAAACAUCAUUUGUUUCAUCGUCCAUUUCUUUUGGUUCACGUUUAUCAUGUUUUGAAGAUAAAGAAAAGUUUGAAAUUUGGUCGACUCCUCAAAUUCAAAGUGUACGAUUAAGUGUGAGUACAAUUCUAUUAGAUGAACUUAUAGCCCGUGGAAAUACAAGUGAAAUCUAUCGUGGCUCGUAUCAGAAUCAAGUUCGUGCAAUUAAGAAACCAUUUCCACAUUGGAUACGUUCUCGGGAACAUUUGGAAACAUUUUUUCAACAUAUUUCAAUCUUUGCAUCUUCAUCAUUUCAACAUCCACAUCUUGUCACUUUCUUUGGAGUCGCAUGGCGUUCACUUGCUUAUGUUUGUAUUGUAAUGGAAUUUAUGGCUCAAGGUGAUUUAGCAUGUUAUUUACAACAACAGAAGUUGAUGUUAAAACAGGAAGAAUGGACUCAACGAGGAUUUAAUCGAAAAAAAGUGAUAAUAGCAUCACAAAUUGCAAAUGCACUCACGUUCUUGCACGCACAAGGACUUGUACAUGGAGCUGUACGAUCACGUCAUGUGUUAUUAGAUGAUCAAUUGAAUGCUAAACUUACUGGAUAUCAAGGAAGUCAAGUUUGGAAUGAAAAGAUUGAUGAUGUUGUCAUGUCUGUACCCACAGGACGACUUGUACGCACGCGAUUUGAUGCUUUGUAUCAUGCACCGGAAGUUUUACGUGGACAAUGUACGAACGCAAAAACAGAUGUUUUUGCGUUUGGACUCUUACUUGCAGAAUUGGACUCACUCAUGCCUCCUUAUGCGUACACUCGAGUACAAAAUAGUGACAAUAGAUUGGAAUUAAUUGAAAAAGUGGCUGCAGGACAUGUACAUGUUCACUUUGCGAGUUCGAAACGUCGACAUGGAGAUCGUACAGUACAAAAUGAUCGUCAACUGACUCAAGCAGUUGUACGAUUAGGCAAAGCGUGCGUGAAACUUGAUGCGUUUCAACGUCCUUCAGCUGCUCAAGUUUUGACUGAACUUCAGAAACUUUUGCAAACAUACAUUCGAACGAACACGUGA
Molecule: messenger RNA, 1320 nt
Organism: Plasmopara halstedii
Lineage: Eukaryota; Oomycota; Peronosporomycetes; Peronosporales; Peronosporaceae
Product: tkl protein kinase
Exons: 1
Coding region: 1-1320 (439 amino acids)
Biological process (GO): protein phosphorylation
Molecular function (GO): protein kinase activity; ATP binding
Source: RefSeq, a predicted model, not a curated record